Messenger RNA from Synchiropus splendidus (mandarinfish), 5112 nucleotides. RefSeq names its product neuropilin 1a (gene nrp1a). Bases 704 to 3475 code for a protein of 923 amino acids. NCBI's taxonomy places the organism in Eukaryota, Metazoa, Chordata, Actinopteri, Syngnathiformes, Callionymidae. The record is from RefSeq and is a predicted model, not a curated record. Gene Ontology annotation, molecular function: vascular endothelial growth factor receptor activity; semaphorin receptor activity. Gene Ontology annotation, biological process: angiogenesis; vascular endothelial growth factor signaling pathway; axon guidance. The transcript is spliced from 18 exons. Gene Ontology annotation, cellular component: membrane.
UGGAGGAGCGACAGCGGCGGCGCACGGAGACAGACGAGGGGAAACUUGUUCGCUUGAAUCUAGGAGGACUUUUUUGGUCCAGUUUUUGCUUUUUAUACGUAUUGCAUGGCACUUUUUUGCCGGGACUGUUGAUCUCCUUCGUCUGUGGCUGGAUUGCUUUGAGCUGAAUGAGAAGCAGCGGUCGGAGGAAAGAGACCGGGGGACAGACGAGCGCGUACGCCGGGAUCCGAGCGAGGGGUCCGGGCUUGGCUGCGCGUCUUUGCGCGGUGGAGUGCUGGUGCAUGCUGCGCUGUGGUUCUUCCCCGACCUGAUUCACCAGCGGGGUUAUUAAAAAAAAAAUCCCAUUCAUUUCAACAGGGAACCAUCUCAUUUUUUUUUCUUUUUGGAAGUGGCGGAGGACUGGAUGCGGGUCUUGGAGCUCCAUAAGACGCAGGAUUACCUCCCGCUUCUGGCUUCAGUUACCGGACUAUAGACCGUCAAUCCGGGGUCUCUUUUUUGUUGCCUUCUGGAGAGGACAUGCCACCACCGGCGCGUGAGAGUGGAGCGCAGCCGGCUGAGGAGCUUGGAAGCCGGUGCUGAACGACACCAUGCCGGCCACCGAAACCUUCUUUUUAAAGUGACUUAAUUCGCCGUUUUCAGAAGCCUUUUUGUGGAGUUCGAUUUUUUUAUACCCUUAACUUUAUUUUUGGGAUCUACAACAAGGAUGCAUUGUGGAUUAGUUUUGUUCCUGUUCAUGGGAAUCCUCUUGGUGGCCAAGGCUUUCAAAAACGACAAAUGUGGCGGUAACAUCAGAAUAUCAUCCGCCAACUACCUCACUUCGCCAGGAUACCCCAUGUCCUACACCCCAUCCCAGCGGUGUGUCUGGGUGAUAACUGCUCCCGGUCCACACCAGAGAAUCCUCAUUAACUUCAACCCACAUUUCGACCUGGAGGACAGGGAGUGCAAGUAUGACUAUGUGGAAGUCAGGGACGGCGUGGAUGAAAGCGGUCAGCUCGUGGGGAAAUACUGCGGCAAGAUCGCCCCCUCUCCUGUCGUCUCCUCAGGAAACCAGCUCUUUAUAAAGUUCGUGUCCGACUACGAGACGCAUGGAGCAGGUUUCUCCAUACGCUAUGAAGUCUUUAAGACAGGUCCAGAAUGCUCCAGAAAUUUUACGUCCAACAGCGGUGUCAUAAAGUCCCCCGGAUUCCCGGAGAAGUACCCCAACAAUCUCGACUGCACUUUUAUGAUCUUUGCCCCAAAGAUGUCGGAGAUCAUUCUGGAGUUUGAAAGCUUUGAGCUGGAGCCUGACCCGACGCCCCCAGCUGGUGUGUUCUGCCGCUAUGACCGGCUAGAGAUCUGGGAUGGUUUCCCUGGAGUUGGUCCAUACAUUGGGAGAUUCUGUGGACAAAACACCCCGGGCAGGAUCAUCUCCUACACCGGCAUCAUGGCCCUGACAAUCAACACUGACAGCGCCAUCGCGAAAGAGGGCUUCUCAGCAAACUUCACCGUCAUUGAAAGGACGGUUCCAGAAGACUUUGACUGUAGCGAUCCUUUGGGAAUGGAAUCCGGAGAGAUAACUGCUGACCAAAUCAUUUCCUCAUCCCAGUAUAAUCCCAGCUGGUCCUCAGAGCGCUCUCGACUCAACUACUAUGAGAAUGCGUGGACCCCUGCAGAGGACUCAAACAAGGAGUGGAUACAGGUCGAUCUGGGUUUCCUCAGGUUUGUCUCAGCCAUCGGUACCCAGGGCGCCGUUUCCCAAGAGACCCGGAAAAUUUACUACGUCAAAGCCUACAAAGUGGAUGUCAGCUCGAAUGGGGAGGACUGGAUCACGUUAAAGGAGGGCUCCAAGCAAAAAGUUUUUCAAGGUAACACCAACCCAACAGACGUUGCCAAGACAAUGCUGCCCAAACCGACGCUGACGCGGUUCAUACGGAUCCGUCCUGUUUCCUGGGAAACAGGCAUCGCACUUCGCUUUGAGGUGUACGGCUGUAAGAUAUCAGAGUAUCCGUGCCACGGCAUGUUGGGUAUGGUGUCGGGUUUGAUCACGGACAACCAGAUCACCGCGUCCUCUCACACCGACCGGAGCUGGGUACCGGAGAACGCCCGGCUGCUGACCAGCCGGACCGGGUGGACGCUGCUGCCUCAGCCCUUCACCAGCGAGUGGCUGCAGGUGGACUUGGGCGAGGAGAAGGUGGUGAAAGGCCUGAUCAUCCAGGGAGGGAAGCACCGCGAGAACAAGGUUUUCAUGAAGAAGUUCCGACUGGGCUACAGCAACAACGGCUCCGAUUGGAAGAUGGUGCAGGAUGUGACCGGGAGCAAGGCGAAGAUAUUCGAAGGCAACAGCAACUAUGAUACUCCGGAGCUGAGGACAGUGGACCCCCUGCUGACCCGCUACGUCCGAAUUUACCCAGAUAGAGCGACUCCUGCUGGGAUGGGCCUGCGACUGGAGCUGCUCGGCUGCGAGAUUGAAGCUCCGACGGUACCUCCCCCCACCACCACGGUCCCCACCACGACACCGUCGGACGAGUGCGAUGACGACCAGGCGAGCUGCCACAGUGGCACAGGUGAUGACUACGAUGUGACAGGUGGACCCACAAUGCCAGAAACUACGACUGUGGAGGUGGAUACAAUCCCAGCUUUUCUGUGGUUUGCCUGUGAUUUCGGCUGGGCCAACGACCCGUCCUUCUGCAGCUGGACUUCAGAGAACACCGGCUCAAGAUGGCAAAUCCAGUCAAGCGGCACCCCGACUCUUAACACCGGGCCCAACAUGGAUCACACAGGUGGUUCAGGUAACUUCAUCUACACCUUGGCGACCGGUCUUCAGGAGACGGAGGUGGCGCGGCUGGUCAGCCCAGUGGUCAGCUCCCCAGACUCAGACCUGUGCGUGUCAUUCUGGUACCAUAUGUUUGGCUCGCACAUCGGCACGCUGCACAUCAAGCAACGCAAACAGACGGUGGACGGACCCGCUGACAUCUUGCUGUGGACGGUCAGCGGUCACCAGGGUAACCGCUGGAGAGAAGGUCGGGUCCUGGUGCCGAGCACAAAUAAGCCCUAUCAGGUGGUGAUCGAAGGGCUGGUGGAGAGGAAGAGCUGGGGAGACAUCGCUGUGGACGACAUUAAAGUUCUGAAUGGCCUCAGCGUGGCGGACUGUAAAGACCCAGACGUGCCCACUGAACCGAUGCUACCGGAGGACGACUUCCGUGAAAUCAUUGAGGACAUCACUGAAUACCCAGACUUCGUGGAAACCAACCAGAUCAGCGGCGCGGGAAACAUGUUAAAGACACUGGACCCCAUCCUCAUCACCAUCAUCGCCAUGUCAGCUCUCGGGGUGUUCCUGGGCGCCAUCUGCGGCGUGGUCCUCUACUGCGCCUGCUCGCACGGAGGCAUGUCGGACAGGAACUUAUCAGCCCUGGAGAACUAUAACUUUGAGCUGGUGGACGGCGUCAAGCUAAAGAAGGACAAACUAAACGUACAGAGCUCGUACUCGGAGGCGUGAGGGGCGCCAGAGCUCACGCUUAGGAUUCGAUGACGCGCACGGAGCCCGCACAAGACUGGCUGUACAAUCCUCUCCAUGCGUGGGCAGACUCAAACGACUGCCUUCCUCUUGAGCGAGAGAGGGGACACGUUCAGGAACCAGUGGGAGGUUUGGACUGAUACAUGCUUUUCUCAGGAGCUGCAGAAAAAAAACAGAAGAAAAAAAAAACAACAAUAAUCCCACCAGUAGGGGUCACUGUGUACAAAAUAAAAUAAAUAUGUACAGAUGAUUUAGAUGAUAUUUUAAUUUUCUAUUUUGAUUUUCAUUCAUUUUUACAAUCGGAUGCUGGUUAUUGAGACCAAUUUAUGAGAAAAAAAUAUACAGUUUCCAGGAAGGAUUUUUAUUAUCAGUUGGUGAAGUUCCGAAAGUGAUCCGACAUGAACCAUAUCCGGCAAAACUGUAGAUUUGCCCAACGUUGUGGCAUACAGGGUGUGCUCAUUUCCCACGGCUCUCGCCCCUUCCCCCUCCCCUCACAUCCCCGCAAACAUGAGCAUCCCCACCAUGACAAUGUAUGCUUCUGACAGUGCCUUUAGUCCAUCCAGCUUGUUGACCUGCUCCACUUCAGUUCUGAUAGCAGAAAACAGGAAAUUCUCAUCCAUACCUGCAAAUCGUGGAUCUUCAAAUCCAUCCCAGCGCUUUGUUUUGUGUUUCUUGUUUCUGUCCUCACAGUGUAAAUAACUUUAAUAUAUUUUAUUGCCCUUUUUUAAAGAAAGUAAAAAUGGAGAAAAAAAAAUGCAGUAUUCCUUUUUGUUUUCUCCCCAGCCGUUGUGUGUGCGUGUAAAUAUGAUGUAAGCUUUUCAUGACCUCUGAAGCUGCUCAGAUGGUUCGUGAGACGGUGUCUAGAGUUUAGGUCCAACCAUUGAAACACUGAAGGGAAAGGUGAGAGAGUGAGUCUUUUAAUCUCUCCACAAAGGGCUUUCACAUGUCUUUUAGAUGUUCAGAAUGUGACAUUCACUCUUCUGGGUCUCCUGUAAUCUCUUUGAACCUAACACACCUUAAAUGGAGGUUUUGGGCUAUUGUUACCUUAAAGUAUGAGGCAAAAGGAAUCAAUAGCUUCAUGACUGACUCAAUGCUUUUGGGGAUUCAUGAAGCAGCAUCUAAAAAUGAUGUGAGGUUUCAUUCGUCAAACUAAUGUAAGAUUUUAGAGCAGAAAGUGACUUCUGUAGUCCUCUCAAAAUCAGAACAGUUUCAUGAAGCCUCAUAAGCCCAUGGCCAGUGAUGUGUCCUCAUUCUCAGAUCUCAGUAGGUGGCGGUCUCCGUUUGAAAAUGUUCAACUCCAAUGAUUUUAGAGCAGAGAGUGGCAUCUUGUGGGCUCUGAAAAUGAAGACACUGCUUCAUGAAGCCUCAUAAGCCCACCGCUACCUGUCAGUAACUAUUAUCUCUAAAUAGGGCUGAAGAGGUCUCAUGGUAAUUUGGGGACAUUAUGGUGUUAGUGGAUUGCAAAAGAAGCCAUGCUUAUGAUGCCAAAAGAACAAGUAGAGUCAAAAGGGCAUUUUCCCAUCGCUUCAUUCCCAGCCUCACUUAUGGUCUCACAACACUGAGUGCAGAAUGAAAUCGAAAAACCAAUGUCCCCAAAUUGAAGUUCCUGGGGUCGUGUC